Orussus abietinus is the source of this 4325-nucleotide messenger RNA. RefSeq lists its product as uncharacterized. The record is from RefSeq and is a predicted model, not a curated record. Gene Ontology annotation, molecular function: zinc ion binding. The transcript has 4 exons. Bases 317 to 3430 code for a protein of 1037 amino acids. NCBI's taxonomy places the organism in Eukaryota, Metazoa, Arthropoda, Insecta, Hymenoptera, Orussidae. Gene Ontology annotation, cellular component: nucleus.
AUAAGUUCUCGAGCUCGUUUAACCCCUUGGCCUAUGAUUUAAGUUCCAACAUCGUGGGUCCGAAACGUGUAGUACUUCGUCGUGCUGGAAAUCAUCAGUAUGUCGGAUCGUCAUAGUAUGAAGUACCUCUCGAUGACUUCUGAUCACACCCAGGAAGCGUCGAGAGUAUCGAAAGUCCAUAUCGAUAUCGCAUCCAAGCCAUCAUGGCCGCGGACCCGCCACAACGCGUCUGUAACUAAGUUCAGAUUAUUCGUUGGUAUCCAGUUAGGCAGAAUUUGUGCAGUUCGACGUUGUUUAAUUGCAUCGAAUCCUGAGAAUGUCGAAGAAAAGGAAGAUACCGAACAUCAAUGAAAAAUGUCGCGUCUGUUUAACGGACGAAGGUUGUAUGAGUAACCUCUUCACCGAACUAUUGGAUCUGAAAAUUAAAGACCUAACCAAAUGCACUUCCAUCGAUAUUAAAGAUGACUCCAACCUUCCAAGGAAUCUUUGCCAUGUCUGCCUUUAUAAGCUAGACAUGUGGAGCGAGUUCAAAGAGCAAUUUGUUCGGUCCAAUGAAAUGCUGAUGUCCCAUUGGGAACUCUCCGAAGCUUCUGAACAUGAUGCACCAAAAUCUAAGAGGAAGCCGGAAGAUCAUGAAGUCAAUUUAUACGAUAGUCCGUUGGAAGGUAUCAGCAAGAAGAAGUCAAAAAUGGAUAUGCCCCCUUUGAUACCUUUAGAAUUUGCAAGCGUCGAUUGUGUUACCGAUCAAAAUGCUCUUAAGGAAAUGUACAUUUCUGAAGAAGAUGCAGCAGCGAAUCAAGACGCAGAGGCAAGUAAACAAGAUGACAAAGAUAUCCAAAAGAGAGAGGAAACCAGGCCACCUGUUAAGCCUACAUUAGUACCGAUGAAAGUUAAACACAUUACUGGACGAAGAGGAAAAACUACAGAGAGACGCAAAGCUUCAACAAAACGCUGGGUGGCACGAAAGAAGGCUCUACAAGCAGCAAGUGGAGAAAAUGCUUCGGACACGGAUUCAAUCGCUUCGGAUGACACCCAGUUAUCUCCGGUACAAAAAGCCAGAGCAAAAACAAAUGCAGACAAAGAAGCCGAAAGACAAAAGCGACUAGUUAAAACCUUAAAAAGUUUAGAAGCUGAUAUGUCCGGAAAGUACGGGAUUAGACAUGAUAGCGAUAGCUUCAUUUUUGCAGACACCGACUCUGAUGCAAGAAGGACGAGAUCUCAGAAAGCUGUAACAGAGGAAAAACUAAACGAACCAAUUAAAAAAUCGAAAAGUGACAAUCAAAGUCUGUUAAAAGACUCCGUAGUAAACAGCAUAAAAUAUGUAAACAACAAAAACACAAAGGAAGCAUCUGACAAAAUGGACUUAUCCAAUGCAACAAAUACAGCCCCUGCGUCAAAGCAAGACAAAUCUUUGGAUCUGAUAGAAAAUUUUACACCACAGUGUGUGUGCUCAGAAUUGGAAAUUGGGGAUGCAACUUAUAUUGUCACAUCGACAUUAGUACUUUCUGAUGCACAUUAUUUGAAUAGUCUGUCAAAGUCUACCGGCAGCAUAAACACCGAUGGCAGUCACGAACAGAAUACAGAUAUCAUCGAUGCUGUACAACUGCGUAGGAUAAAUCCAAGCCAGGUAGAUAAUAAUAAAGACAAGUAUGUUGAGAGAUGCCUAAAUAUAGAGGUUGAAGGUACAGAAUUAAAAGCUUUGCAACGUGUUCAGGCGGAAUUAGCAGCGUUUGUUGAAAAAGACAUGAAAAAGAAAUUACUAGGUACUAGUGAAGAUGCUUCCGAUAAACCUAUUAUCGAUAACAAGCCAAAAGACUCUUUCCAAACCUUGGAUCAACAGUUAAAAACCAUCGUUGAGAAAGCCAUAAAGAAGAACUGGGAGACUUCGAAGACUAGGAAGCCUCCGAUGAUUAAAGCUCCUUCUCUGCAACAUCAGCGGAUCAGACUCUCACCUGCAGAUAUUAAAGCUGCUCUAACUUCUAACGAGUUCCAACCAAAGGUUGUCCUCGUUCGACUGGAUUUAGCCGAAGCCUCAAAGCGCUACCGGAUUAACAAUCUCCAUAUUCUGGAACGACCGAAACCAAAAAAUAGGCUCUUGGGACCCCUCAGUGUUAUAGGAAAGAGAUUAAGUGUGCCACCGGCUCGCUUCAGUGAUUUUACAACAUCGGCAAUUGACUCAGACGAAACUGAUUCUAAUCAGCAGAUUGUGAUGCAAGCUCCGAAGACUCAAAACCGACCACAGAAUGUAAGAACAUUUGGACCAGCCUCUGCAAAGAGACUAGCCCUUGAGAAGAAAAAAGAAGAGAAGUCGAAUUGCGAGACAGCCGAAUGUGACACAACGACAAAGUCACUGCCUGCCCCGAGCGCUGUGAAAAAAGUAAUCACCAUCCAAAAGCCAACCGAAACGUCAACUUUAAGCAGGCUGGAACAAACUCAAAAGAAGAGACAUAUUUGUGGAGUAUGCGGAGCCGUUUUCACAGAACGAAAGGAUGUGGAGGUUCAUUUAAUGUCUCAUAAGUCAGAGUCCUCCACUAUAACUAAACAGCCUAAGCAUAGAAUGAUGCGCUGUAAGAGGUGUCAUGAAAUUGUUGAAGCCAGACUCGUCAAAGCCCAUGUCUGCCAGCCACUGACAAAACUGCCACACAAAUGCUACGUUUGUAAUGCAACUUUCAGAACCGAGAAACUACUGGUUCAACAUUUGGAAACUCACGACGAAGCAGAAUUUAAAAUAGAAUCCGUCAAAGUUGAUUCAGCUAAUUUAAAGACGCCUUUCGUUAAACCAGAAACAACGGUAAAGACAGCUAACGUCACCAGUACGCAGGGUGACAAUAGCAUCAGUACAGGAACAAUGACGAAGGAAAAAGAUGUUCCAAGAACACAGGAGAAGCCUAAAGAAAUAUAUACUUGUUUCGUUUGUGAUAAAACAUUCACCGACGAAGAAAUUCUCAAAGAUCAUUUACAGAAACAUUGUGACGACAUGAGCGAAGAUGAGCAGAGCAAUGGAAAGGAGCAGUAUCAGUGUGCUAUUUGCAGCGAAACCUUGGAGUCGGAAGAGGCGUUGGAAAGCCAUGUGGAGAAACAUUUGUUUGACGAUGAAGAUGACAACCCUAAUCUAAUUUCUAUAGAAGUCGACAAGGAGAAGCCUCAAGAAACAUACAAAUGCGAACAAUGCUCCGAAGAAUUUGAAUCGGACAUGCUCCUUGCUAUGCAUUUACAAGCUCAUGAAGAAGAGAUUGCCAUAGCUGAAUGGGAGAAACAGGAAAUAAAAAGUCAGGACUAUGAGUGUACUCUUUGUGAUGAAGUGUUCGAUACCGAAGAGGGACUCUCCGAACACCUUGAUGUUCACAAUGGCAACGCUCAUGUCUGUUUACUGUGCGACAGACCAUUUGCCACUUUGAUAGAAUUACAAAAUCAUGUUGCGACUCAUUGAUGUGAAAUACGGCAUGCUUGAUAUCAGAGAUGACUAGGAUUAGGUAAUUGAAAAUCAUUUCAUUACCUAGUGUCUAUAUACUGUGUAAUUAGAAACAGAUUUAAGUACUGGAUAUUGUUAUACUAGGUAAUUAGGAGGUCUGUCAAAUAUCUAGUGUUUUUGUACUGUAUAAUUAAGAGGGAUUUAAUUAUCCAGCGGCUUAUCGAUGUGUAAAUAUGAACUUAAUUGAUUAGCACCUUUGUUGUGCAACUAAAAACCAUUUUAAUUGUUUAACAUUUGUAUCAACCAUAUGCAUUAGAGCAAUCCAAUAAUUUUGAUUUGUAAAUGAAAAAAAUCACCGAUUUGCUGUAACAUAAUUUUAAUUUUAUCAAGGAUUGCAAAUGAAUUAAUAAUGAUAUAUUGCCAAACUUUGAACUCAAUUUUCAAUUACACAACACGUAUCCGUGAAGCGUUGAAAAUUGUAUCAACACCAUUUAAAAUGUUAAACUACAACGGUACCGCGGAAAUGAUUUAUUCUUAAUUAUGCAGUACAGGAAGCAUAUACAGCUGAUUUGUACUCGAAGUACAAUCACGGCUCUUGAUUGAAUCUAUAUAUUAAAAAAAAAAAGCUACAAUUAUCUUAUAAAAAAGCUACAUUGAUACGAACUAUACUUACCUUGUUAAAGAUGGUACAUACUUAUUGCAACUACUGCAAUAGAUUUGCUUAUAAUCUACUGCAAUGAUCAAUAAAAGCUACACGAUAUAAUAAUAUAAACAUCGGGGCCGGUUAUUCUUACGUUGUGGAAUAUAAUCUCAUUUCUACUGCUACCGAAACUGCUGAGAUGCAGAAUUAAAAAAGUUUACAACUAGACAAAUCUCUCUUAAUAAUUAUUAUUAAACUGUAUUUCAACAUUAA